AUGGCGAUCUGCUUUUGGCUGCGGAGCCCCGCGGCCUCGCUCCUCCGGCCACCGCCUCCGGGCUGCCUCCUCUGCCCCCGCGCCGGCAGCCUGGGGCCCGCUUCGAGGCCCGCGCCCAGCCUGGCUCAGCUCCGCCGCUACGCCGGGGCCCUGGCGGGCCUCUCCGCGGGGCUGCUGCGCACCGACAGCUUCGUGGGCGGCCGCUGGCUCCCGGCCGCCUCCACCUUCCCGGUGCACGACCCGGCCAACGGCGCCGUGCUGGGCAUGGUGGCCGACUGCGGGGGGCCCGAGGCCCGAGCCGCCGUGCGCGCCGCCUACGAGGCUUUCAGCAGCUGGAGGGCGGUCUCGGCCAAGGAAAGGAGUUCACUACUGAGGAAAUGGUAUGAUUUAAUGAUACAAAAUAAGGAUGACCUUGCCAAGAUAAUCACAGCUGAAAAUGGGAAGCCACUGAAGGAAGCACAGGGAGAAAUUCUCUAUUCCGCCCUUUUCCUCGAGUGGUUUUCAGAGGAAGCCCGCCGCAUUUAUGGAGACAUUAUCCAUACCUCAGCAAAGGACAAGCGUGCCCUGGUCCUCAAGCAGCCCAUAGGUGUGGUGGCAGUCAUCACCCCGUGGAAUUUCCCCAGCGCCAUGAUCACCCGGAAGGUGGGGGCUGCCCUGGCAGCCGGCUGCACUGUGGUGGUGAAACCUGCUGAAGACACGCCCUUCUCUGCCCUGGCCCUGGCCGAGCUUGCAAACCAGGCGGGAAUUCCUCCAGGUGUGUGCAAUGUUAUUCCCUGCUCUCGGAAGAAGGCCAAGGAAGUGGGAGAAGCACUUUGUACUGACCCUCUGGUGCCCAAAAUUUCCUUUACUGGCUCAACAGCUACAGGAAAGAUCCUGUUGCACCAUGCAGCAAACUCUGUGAAAAAGGUCUCCAUGGAGCUGGGUGGUCUUGCUCCAUUCAUAGUAUUUGACAGUGCCAACGUGGACCAAGCUGUAGCAGGGGCCCUGGCGUCUAAAUUUAGGAACUCUGGGCAGACAUGUGUUUGCGCAAACCGAUUCUUGGUGCAAAGGGGCAUCCAUGAUUCCUUUGUCAAAAAAUUUGCUGAAGCGAUGAAGAAGACCCUGCACGUGGGUAAUGGAUUUGAGGAGGGAACUACUCAAGGCCCAUUAAUUAAUGAGAAGGCAGUAGAAAAGGUGGAAAAACAUGUGAGUGAUGCAGUCUCCAAAGGGGCCACCCUGGUGACAGGUGGGAAGCGACACCAGCUUGGAAAAAAUUUCUUUGAGCCCACCUUGCUCAGCAAUGUCUCCAAGGACAUGCUUUGCUCUCAUGAAGAAACUUUUGGGCCUCUGGCACCAGUGAUCAAGUUCGAUACAGAGGAGGAGGCUAUUGCCAUUGCUAAUGCAACUGAUGUUGGGUUAGCAGGUUAUUUUUACUCUCAAGACCCAGCCCAGAUCUGGAGAGUAGCAGAGCAGCUGGAAGUUGGUAUGGUUGGCGUCAAUGAAGGACUGAUUUCCUCGGUGGAGUGUCCUUUUGGUGGAGUGAAGCAGUCUGGCCUUGGGCGAGAGGGGUCCAAGUAUGGCAUCCAUGAGUACCUGGAACUCAAGUCAGUCGCUCAACAUGACCCCUUACAUCCACAGCAAUAUUAGCUGUGGAUUCUGGAUGACUAGAAGCCAUGAUGAACAAAACAAAAUGAGGUUAAAUCAAGCUCAAGAGAAAAUACUGCAAUAAAGAAACUACACGAGAUUCAUGAGGCUGUUUCCAGCAUAACAUGGCAAACUGUUUUAUGGUGAACUUUUUUUUUUUUUUUUUUUUGAGACAGAGUCUCACUAUGUCGUCACCUCUGUAGACUGCUCUGGUGUCACAGCUCACAGCAACCUCAAACUCUUUGGGCUUAAGCAAUUCUCCUGCCUCAGACUCCCAAGUAGCUGGGACUACAGGUGCCCGCCACAAUGCCUGGCUAUUCUUUUGUUACAGUUGUCAUUGAGUUCAGCUGUCCUGGGCCAGUUUCAAACCUGCCACACUUGGUGCAUGUGGUCAGUGCCGUAACCACUGUGCUACGGGCACUGCCCUAUGAUGAACUUUUUUAUAAGUAGAAUGAGUACACUAUAAAAUAACAAAACUAUAGUACAGUAAAUACAUAAAUCAGUAAUACAGUUGUUAAUUAUAAAGUAUUAUUACUGUACUUAAUGGUAUGUGCUGUAACUUUAUAUGAUUGGCAACUCAGCAGGGUUGUUUACACCAGCAUCACCACAAACAGGUGAGUAAUGCAUUGCACUGCAACAUUAAAACAGGAUGUCACUAGAUGACAAGAAUUUUUCAACUUCAUUAUAAUUUUAUAGGACCAUAAGUCAUAUGUACAGUCUGUCAUUGAAUGAAACAUUAUGUGGCACUUGACAGGCAAGGCUAUAUGCUGACGUCUGCUGUAAUAAGAUUUCAUUCCUCAAUGAAAUCUUUCAUUCCUCAAAGAAAGCUGACCUUUUCUCUAAACUCAACUCAAAAAAGGGAGGUGCUGUGGACCGAUUAGAGAAACAGUAGUUUUACUUUUUUCUUUUUAAAAUUUGGUCUUGAUUUUAAUAGAGAUAUUUCUAGUAUUUCACUGUUAAUCAUAGACCUGGCUUUCCCCCUUAGCAACUUUUAAAUUUUAAUAUUGAUAUAACUGUAAACUCAUAAGAAGUUGCAAAAAAAAAAAAAAAUGCAGAGUCCUGUAUACCUUCCACCCAAUGGUUAACAUAUUACAUAACUAAUACUGUAUGAGAACCAGGAAACUGACACCUGGUUAAUACAGACCUUAUUCUUAUUUCACCAAUUUCUGUGUGCAUUCAUGUAUGAGUUUAUGUGUAGUUCUACCCAGUUUUAUCACAUCAGUAGGUACAGUUGUGGAGAUACCACCACAAUCAAGACAAACUGUCUCGUCUCCACCAAGGAAAUCUCAGGCGCUGCUUCUUCAUAGUUGGUUCAUAGCAAUAUCACUUGGCAGGGUUGGUUUUUGUUCCACUUUUCACUUAAGUAUAAUACAAAUGCAAAAAGGAUAUAUAACUGAAUAAGUGAACAGCUCCCUGAAUUCUCAGAAACCCAACACACCACAUAACCAGCCCCCAUAGCAAGAAAUAAUCCCGCCAGCCUUUUCUGUGCCCCUUCUGGAAUAACUGCUUUGUUUUUCAGUGGCGUCAUUGGGCUACAGGUCUCUCUUGAGGACUUAAUGUUUGGAAAUAUUUUUUUCCUUUAAGAUCUCAUUUUUUCUUUAAGAUCAAUAAGGUAACACUUCCUUUCGGGAACCUUUAAAGAGUUUUGUGCUGAAUUUUAGGUUGAUUCAGCGUUAUCUCAGUGUGUUAGUUUGCGAGGGGCUGCCAUGAUAAAAUGCCAGACUGGAUGGCUUAAACAAGAGAAAUUCAUUUUCUCACAGUUCUGGAGCUGGCAAGUUGGAGAUGCAGGUGGCAGCAGAUUUGGUUUCUCCUGAGGUCUCUGUCUGUGUCUUGUAAAUAGCCGUCUUCUCUGUGUCUUCCCGCGUCUUUCCUCUGUGCGCGUGUGCUCCUGGUGUCUCUGCAGGUCAGAUCUCUGUACACAUGUGCUCCUGGUGUCUUCUGCAGCUCCUGGUCACUUCUAACAGGAACACUAGUCUGACUGGAUUAGACCCCAUUCUAAUGGACUCAUUUUACUCAUUGUAACUUAAUUACUUCUUUAAAGGUCUCCAAAUACCUCUGAGGUACUGGGGUUAGGCCUUCAACAUAUGAAUUCUGAAAUAACACAAUUAAUUCAGCCUGUAACAUCAAGGAACUAGUUUUUAAAAUUCCUUUAGUUUCGGUAACAGAAAGUCAUCAUGGUUGAGAUUAUAAGGAUUUGCUGUGUUUUGCUAAGCCUCAUUUUGGUCUCUCAGUAAACUAAUACAAAACUCUUACAGGACUGAGGGUGAUCCAGAGCCGCUUAAUUAGUUUAAAUACAAUAGCCCUGUUCCCAUUGCCAGCAUCUCAGUAUCUCAACAAGCAUUUACUUCAUGAAAGUUGCUCACAGAGGCCCAGUGCCGAGGCUUGCACCUCUCAUCCUAGCACUUUCAGGAGCUGAGGUGGGAAGAUCACUUGAGGCCAAGAGUUCAAGAUCAGCCUAGACAACAAGGGGAGACCCUGUCUCUAUUUUUUUUUGUUUUGUUUUUGUUGAGACUGGGUCCCACCCUAUACCCUGAGCAGAGUGCAGUGGGUGUGGUAGCUCACCGCAACCUCAGACUCGGGCUGCGGGCACCCCGCUGCCUCAGCCUCUGGAAGCUGCUGGGAUUACAGGCGCUGGCUGCCGCGCCCAGCUGGGUUUUUCCAUUUUUUUCAUGAGUCAGGGUCUCACUGUAGCUCAGGCGAGUCUCGAACUCCUGAGCUCAAGCGAUUCUCCCUCCUCAGCCUCCCACAGUGCUGAGAUUACAGGCGUGAGCCACCGUGCCUUGUCUCUAUUUUUAAAAAGUGAUUGUCUCAUUCCAAGAAUAGGCCAUGUGAGCACACAGAGAAGAUCCAGGAAGAAGGCCCUCACCAAGACCGCAGUCAGCUGUCAGGUGGAUCUUGUAUUUUCCAGUCUCCAAAACUGUGAGAAAUAAAUGUCUGUUUAAAAAAAAAAAGAAGAAUAAGAGGCGUUGCUAAUAGAGUGAGUUAAACAGCUUGGAAAGAAGGGAACUUCUUAAUCGAGACAUGUAAUACGGACACAAUUUUUAUGGAACUUUAAAUUCAAGCUAAUCUGUAGUGAUUGCCAGGGGAAGGAGAGAUUAAAAAGUAUCACUAGGAAACUUUUUGCAUGGCAUACUUAUUAGCUUGACUGUGGUCAUGGUUUCACCUACCACAUUGUACUUUUUAAGUAUGUGCACUUUAUUGUGAAUUAUGCUAUUUUUAAAUGGCUUUUAUUUGGUCAGAGAUUGCUAAAUAGAAGUAAAUAAAAAUAAAAUGGGUUCAUUAUUGAUAAAAGCUAGCUUAGGGAUAUGGUGUAAGUACAUUCUCCUGAACCUCAUCAACAACUACUACCACCACCACCAUACUGAAGGCCUCACCCAGCAGGGGCAGAGCGACCCAAGCAGAGGCGAGCAAGCAGGCCUAAAGGAACAUGCUCAGUGCCUCCCAGACACGUUCCUGCAGGGGUGGGGAAGUAGGGAGUUAGUCUAGGCGUCUGAACAUUCUUUAUGUGUGUCAAGGGCCAGAGAGGAAAUAUUUUAGACUUUGCACAAAGUCCCUGUCAAAACUAUUUGACUUGUAACACAAUAGCGGCCAUAGAUGAUCAUAAACGAAUGAAUGUAAAUGUGUUCCAAUAAAAGUUUAUGUGCACAGUUGUGAAAUUCAUAUAGUUUGUGUUACAAAAUAUUUGUUUUCAACCAUGUGAAAACAUAAGAGUCAUGUUUUGGCUCCUGAAAUAUGCAAAAAACAAGCUGGGAGCAACAUUUUGCUGACCCACACUCAAGGAAAUCCCUCUACAAGGAAGCAUAAAGAAAACACAACCCCACCACCACCAAGUAAGCAAUGCAGAAAAUCCAGACACCUUUAUUUAGAUUAGUACAUAUAUUUAAUAGUGUCAGAUUAGAAAUGAUACCUUGUCAACAUACGGGGGGAAACAAUAUAUUUUAAAAACUCAAGACAUAAAACAGAGUCCAUGAUAGACUGGGCACACAGAGGAACAGUAGUAUUCCCCUCUUCCCUGUCCACAAGGAUGGCAUCAUUGGCAGGUUAAGUGGUACACUGGAUUUUCUUGCCUUGUUGGAUGUUUUUUCAGGUUUUUUUUUGGGGGGAGGGGGUUAGGGGCGAGGUUCUUACUCUGUCACUUGAGCUAAAAUGCAGUGGCAUGACCAUAGCUCACUGCAACCUCAAGCUCCUGGGCUCAAGGGAUGCUCCUGCCUCAGCUUCCCAAGUAGAUGGGAUUACAGCUAAUUAAAAAAAAAAAAAUUGUACAGAUUGGGGGAUGACUUUCACUAUGUUGCCCAGGCUGGUCUCAAACUUGUGGCUUCAAGUAAUUCUCCCACCUCAGCCUCUCCAAGUGUUGCGAUUUCAGGAGUGAGCCACAGCAACAGCCAGGGAUGUUGGUAGUCAAACAAAUAGUCUCUUAGUGCGAUGGGUUUAAAUCCUCCUAUCAAAUCUAAACCAGCAACUAAGAGUCUUGUUAAGCUGCUAGCCUUAUAAAUGCUCCCUCCUAUAUUCUUGGGCCCAUUUUUUUCCAUCAAUCCAAAUCUCUUAGGCUCUUUAUCUCCCAAAGAACCUUACUGAUAAGUGGUACAUGAUGAAGGAUGCUGGCCAGUCACUCCACCCUGUGCUAUGGUCUUCCAAUAAAAAGUGGGAUAACGAGAUGACUCACUUUCUGACCACUACUGUGAUGUUCAAUUCCUUCUGGAAUCAAGGAUCAGAGCAGUCAGGCUGAGAUGGCCAGGCACAGAAAAGGAGUGGCAGAAGCACACUGCACAUUUGGAGGGAGGGGUCCAGAUGCGAUUUGACUGGCGAGACGAGGCAGGCAAUCUCUCCUUUGUCUUUUGCUCUCUUGGGACCCAUCAUAAAGGAUUUCCUCCUACCUCUAGGAAGAGAACUUUCAGGUGGUCCGAAAGGUCCCCGAGAAUUUGCCCUCCUUUGGCCUGGGCAGGAGUUCUUUAGGUAGAGGAAAGCAGGACUUGUAGUACUUUACAGUUUAAAAAAGAUACAUUCAAUUCCCAGAUCCACUACUUAUUGGCUAUGACUUUGGGCAAACGACUUAGCCUCUGCAACAUGAGAGUAAUAGCAUCCUCUUCAAGGUUAAUUACAGGAUCAAAUGAGUAUGUAAGUGCGUCUAUUAUCUUCACAAAGGGAUAAAUGUUCACUCCCUUCAUCCUUAUGCUCGAUGACUUCAUAUUUGGACUGGCAUCCUCAAUGCCAGAAAUUUCCAGUUGUGCACAAAAAUAAGAUAAUCCUGGUUGCCAAGUAGAGUAGAUUCUAGGUUUAUGAAGCUAAAUACUGGUGUAAAAAAACAUCACAUUUUCCUUCUAACACAAUAGACAGUAUUAAACUGAUUAGUGCCGACAUAGUAAAGAAAUUUUUAAAAUGACACUCAUAAAUUUUUCAGUUCUGCCAUUCCCAAGUACAAUAAUUAAAAAAAAAUGGUACUAAGAGGAAGAAUAUUCCUGGAGAUGACAAAAACACCUGAAAGCUUCAUUUUUUUUUUUUUAAGAGCCCAUGGGUAUAAACAUUUUCUCUAUCACACUUGCCUUGAUGGUUUAAAUGCCUUGCUUUUCCCCUUAAUCAGCAAUUGGGUUCCAGUUUUCCCCAUGUGUUAUGCAAACAUUGUGGAAAGUGAUGUUGUUCAAGUGUGAUCACACUUUUUCUUUUUUUUUUUUUUGAGAUAGAGUCUUGCUCUGCUUCUUGAGCAGCAGUUCUCAACCUGUGGGUCGUGACCCCUUUUUAACAAUGAAAAUACAUUGCGGCAUUAGGAAGGUUGAGAACCACUGAGCUAGAGUGUAACGGUGUCAGCUUGCUGCAACUUCAAACUUCUGGGCCCGAGGAUCAUCUUACCUCAGCUUCCUGAGUAGCAGGGACUACAAACACUUGCCACCGUGUGCCGGUAAUUUUUAAAUUUUUUAUAGAGACAUGAUUUUGCUGUGUUGCUCAGGUGAGUCUAGACCUCAUGGCUUCAAGCAAUCCUCCUGCUUGGCUCCCCAAAGUGACAGAAUUACAUGUCACAGGUGCAAGCCACCACACCUAGCAGGUGUGGUCACGUUAGAUGCCACAACACUGCUUCUCCCUCUCAUCUAACCUUCCUGCGAAGAACAUAGGGGCACCACCAAGGCCACCAGCCUCAGGACCAAGAACCACCGUGAGCCAGUCAACGUGACAGGCUACAAUUAAUUCCACUUAAUUGAUCCAGAGUGGAUUUUUUCACAUGUUUGAAAUAGCGUUUACUUGGUAGAAAAAUUGUUUAAUCAAUAAAUGUAUUUUUUAAACAUGAAUUGAGCAUGUCUACAUGCAGUUAUUGUCAUGGGAAGUAUCUGCAAGGGCCCAGAGUCUCCCGACCUCAUUAAGACUUUGUUUCAGAAUCUGGGAGCAUAGCACAGUUGCUGAAUCCUUGUCUCUGUAAAUAGAAAUCCAAAUGCAUGGCCUACAGUAGGUACUCAAUAAAUGUUUAAGGAAUGAACCAUCACUUCUGUGUUUAAUGUAAACUGGGGCUAAGCAAGGCCUCAGUGAGGUUUUUCUUAGAGAAAAAAAAGAUAAAGAAUGAUAAAAUGCUACCUUUGGCUUUUGACCUACAAGGCAUGUAACUCCUCCUUCCUUUCUAUUACCUCAGUUCUUAGAAUAUAAUUCUUAACUUCUGUACUGCCAAGAGCUGCUCUCCAGAGACAACAUAGAAGGGGUGGUUGGCCAUAGCACAGGAGUAAAAUGGGAGGGCUUUGCUUUGAGUUUCACUAUGAGUACAGAAAACUUGCUGCACAGAAAACCCUCUGGUCACCUACACCCAAGAGGACACAUGCCUCUUAGAUAAGCUAAUUUAAUAUACACAGCCAUCUGACUCUGCAGGUCCUCUGAGACAAACCAUGUUUAGAAAGUUGUCCUUAAAGGCAACCACAGCUACUAAGAGAGAAGUCAGGUCCCCAUCCUUAGUUAACUCACCUUCCCUGAAGGUCUAUA
Messenger RNA from Nycticebus coucang (slow loris), 8577 nucleotides. It is a transcript of the gene ALDH5A1, whose product is annotated as aldehyde dehydrogenase 5 family member A1. Bases 1 to 1626 code for a protein of 541 amino acids. Gene Ontology annotation, biological process: GABA catabolic process. Lineage: Eukaryota; Metazoa; Chordata; Mammalia; Primates; Lorisidae. Gene Ontology annotation, molecular function: succinate-semialdehyde dehydrogenase (NAD+) activity. The transcript has 11 exons. The record is from RefSeq and is a predicted model, not a curated record.